Molecule: messenger RNA, 2805 nt
Organism: Amoebophrya sp. A120
Lineage: Eukaryota; Dinophyceae; Syndiniales; Amoebophryaceae
Source: the annotation of a GenBank genome assembly
UACGUCGGAACGGCGGAGGUGGACGCCGGCGCGCCGGCGGGGGUGCAGGAGAUGCUGAACAGUAGGGCCGAGCAUUACAUUAGCGAAAUCGUCGCUGAGAAGGUGCUAUCAAAUGCAACUGCGUCUGGGCCUAAACGAAACUUGUGAUGCUGGGUUGUGAUGACUCAGCAUCCUCGUCUCGCAUGCCUUCUAGCAUAGCAAAUUUUUCUGUCGGCACUUUCUCAUGCGGAGCGCGCAUUACGACCUGCGGGGUUUGCAUGACGAAAGAGGUCGCGCUCAUGUCGGUCAUGCAAUACAGAUUUUCCGUUUCCACUUCCAGUCAUGCUAGCCGAGCAAUAGAGGUUGCUGGUUUUCCAGACCCAGGCACAUUUGCGGUUGAUAGGUGCAGGAGGCACUAAAGGAAUGUCAGGCGGAGCACCGGGAAGAGCUGGUUAUCAGAGUGACAGAGGGGGCAGCGUCAAAAACGAAAAAACUGUGUGAAUCGCACAAGUGAUACCACGCAGUUUUUGGACCGAGCAUUUCUAGAUGGCGCAUGACAAAUUUUUCUGAAAUACAAAAGCAAACGUUUCGACAUGCCGUUUGUUGGAAAGAUGUUGAUUGCUCUAGGCACUUUCGUUCCACAACCUUUUCGUUUUUAGUGCCAGCAGGCUUACUAUCGGCGUCGAAACUGGAAUUCUCUGCUGCGUGACAGGCGAGUCUCGUUUUGACGUUUCCUUACCUGAAGCUAGCAUAUUUGUGGCGCUUAACCAAAAAUUCGCGCAACUGCAAGAAUCGCAACACCAAAUCAAGCAUGAAGUGCAGACCGAGCUUACCGUCCAGAACACGACGAUUGAAAAGCUGAACGAGCGGCAGAAAAAAACGGACGUGGCAGUCGGGGAUUUGUUUAAGGUACGCAUACACUCGCCUGAGUUGUACAAAUUUGGCAUUGUUCUCCGAUCCUACAACUUGAAUGCUAGAUCUUAUUGAUGGAAGCUAGGUUUUUUUACCGGACUCGCACUUAUCACUGAAGACACGAAUGCAGUAUUCGCACAACAGGUCAAGGAAGAGUUUGAGAAGCAGAAACUGGUCGUGCUCAAACUGGACCGAGAAUCCCAGGUCGCUUUUGCCGUGAAAUCGUUUCGGAAGCUAUCCACUUGAUGCAACUUUCAGGAGAAGGAUUUUGCCCUAUUACUGACGGCUGGAUUUGUUCUGCGCAUGAUCUUUUUCACCUGCUAAAAGUCCUGGGGUGCUGCAGCUUUUUUUGCACUUUGUGCUCGAAGUGCCUGAAGCUAAUAAAUGCAUUAUUGAAGAUGUACUUCGACUAAUAAACUCAAACUCCCACAGUAAAAUUAGCCGGAACUUAUUUGUUCACUCGAAUGUUGGCUGGUGCCAUCAAAUAGCACCCGCGGGAAGUAGUUCCCUUUGUGGAAAGUUGUGUUUACCCUCCCAUACCCUCUGUUCAACGUGUACCCGGAGCCGUCGUUCCGGCGCGUUUCGAAAACCAAACACCUGCUGCAAUCCCUCACCACGCUGUUUGAGAACCAGAGCGGAUUUCUUUCCGCGGAGGAAUGGCGGCAGCUCAAGGACUAUCAAAUGUAAAAAUGUCUGGGUCUGGCAGAUUGGAACUUGUGAUGCUAAGUUUGGACUGUAGAAAAAUCUGUAUUGCAUGACCAGCAAGAGGAGUCUAGUUGAUGCUACGCGGGGAGAGCGUUUGUCAUGCGGAGUAGGCAUCAGGAAGCCCGCUCAAAAUCUGUGAUGCGCGGUCGUGCAUUACAGACAUCCUGGGUCAUGCAAAACAUGCAUGGCAAAUCUCAGAAUCUUCCAUACCCAGACACUUUUACAUUUGAUAAGGACGUGGUCGCGAAGGCCGAAUCCAAGGUGGACUCCACGUACGUCCAGCACUGCAAGGUGGCGAUUGACAGCUUCGCGGGGGGUGCCGCAAGCUUCACGGAGGGAGCCGCACCGUAGAAGGAAGGCACUUCGCUUUCUUCGAUGGAGAUGAAGAAGUAGGACAAGAAGCAAGUGCCAGUGUGCGGAGCAGGAAGUUUUUUGUUGAAGAUUCUUACAGUGAUUCUUAUACGUUGGCGUUUCCAAAUUUAUCUUUUACAUUGGUGUUGUUGUUGAUAGUUUUACAGAAUGAAAGAUCUUCAAGUACUAAGAACCUCACGACAAAUCAUUCUGGACAGUGUCAAUCUGGGCCAUUUCUUCUUAUGUCAAAAGCUACACAGUAUAAUUCCCUUUUCACAUCACCGUUUCGUCGAUUCCAACUUACUAGAUUUGCCGGUAGUGGCAGUGUAUUUUAAAUUGUUUUCACAGAAGCAGAAAAUUAUAGUUGCCCUUCAAUAAAUCGUUGUCGCUGUCCAACGAUUAUUAUCGCACGUCGUUGGAAAAAAAGUUUUAAGUGACGUAGUCUAGUAUAUAGCAAGACCACAGUUAUAGAGAGGUGCCCACCGCAGGCAAAAGCAAAUUCCACGAAGGUUAUUCAAACAUUGCUUUCUGGUUGUCACGUGCACGUCGGUUAUAUCUAUGUUUUACGAGAAAUAAAUGUACACUAUUAAAUGACCUACACCACUUUAGAGAAAAAACGAAAAAUCCUUUUAGAAAAGUCUCGUUGAUGCCGCACUGGGUCGAGAAGCUGCACAAGAAAAUUUUCGCAAGCGUGUAUCUAAUUCAUCGUGCUGCGGCGGAGAUUGAGUUUCGCUCGAGGUUGAAAGUGAGGCUCGGGUGAGCGAAGCUCGAUUUUUUUUCGGACCACCGGACGAGAUCAUUACUCGCGCUCGGGCAUCGAGCUGCAAUGAAUUGCUUCGAUUGUGCACUUCGCGUCAU